AUGGGCCUCUCAGAUCGGCUUCGAAUGCUCUUUAUGGGAGCAGAUGCACCCCUCCUCAACACUGAUGUUGGCUUAAAUACCGACGAAGAACCCCCUGAACUUGCUUGUGAGGCCGCUUCAAAUAAUACAACACCCGCCCCUGCUCUGCCUAUCAGGUCCGAGCCAGCCAUGCGCGGUGUCACCGAUCAAGAAAGCGACUCAGAUUCAGAGUUCGAAGAUGAAUACCUGGCAGCUUUGGCGGCUUCAGCCAAAGAUAAAAACAAAGGAAAAGAACGUGCUGCAAAGCGUGUCGAGGCGACUUUCGAGAAUGGUCGAACUGAGAACCCAGAGGCAGCGUCGCGGCAAGAUAUCGCAGAACCGCGCUAUUAUUGCCCGGCUGUGGUCAUCAGCCGCUUUCCAUAUAAGUAUCUCAAGGGCGAUAUCGCAGACAAGGUCGCUAAGGCCGUUUUCGAUGACGGCAAGUUCUGGGACCGGGAAUGGGAUUUGUUUUAUGUUUUUCCUCCACGCUCGAUCUCUCCAAAUCCCCUUCUCCUUAUUCCUCAGAUCCAGGCUCAGCAGCUCAUCGACGAGAUCAACAAGAAGUUCCAUUGUGGAGCAUCUAUUCCUGCACAGGUCGACAUGGGUGUCUCGCUUCCCUUUGAGAAUGACGGCACUCCGCUUCCGCAAUUUCUUGGAAGAUCUACCAGCCUGGAGCUCAAGGAGAAAUUGGAAAGAGAUAUCCCUCCUCGACGCAGCCGUCGUGAGGACCCAAAGGCGUCGCUAGACGCAGGCGAUCGUUCUUCUGCUGCUUUCCAAAUUAAAAUGGAAGCUGCCUUUAGAGCUCUGCGCCGCAAGCCCAAGGCGAGUAAACUCAAGAAACAGCGUGACCAGGCUCUCAAGCUCCAGAUUGGGUACCGUGCACUCAAACGUUUGCAGUGCUACCUGGGCUUGCGGGGGCGUAUUCCUCGUUUGAGCGAACAGGAUAGCAACGAUCCGGUAUCUUUGGAAGAAGAGGGCAGGGCCAUCAAUGCCGCCACCUUCGCAGCCAUGAAAAUGAUGGCACUGUUGAACGUCAACGAAGAAGCGCCCUUCCCAUUUGCGGACGAACCGAUCUUCAUAAGCGUUGACAUCGAGUCGAAUGAAGUCGCACACAGUCAGAUCAUUGAAAUCGGCGUCUCAAGUUUGGAUACUUUGGAUCUGAUCAGGCUUCCACCCGGCAAGGGAGGCUGCAAUUGGAUGAAGAAGAUCAAAACUCGUCAUUUCCGCAUAUCCGAAUACCGCCAUGUUAGGAACCAAAACUUCGUCAUUGGGUGUCCUGAUCAAUUCGAGUUUGGAGACAGUGAAUGGAUCUCGAUCAAGAACGCAGCCGCAGUUCUGGAAUCGUGCUUCCGGCCUCCAUACCUCAAGAAUGUCCCCUUUCAUGGAGCACAAGCUGGAGGUUUUGAUCCUCAAAAAUUUAUCACGAGCGUCGAAAUGAGUGACGACGACGAAGACGGCGGAGUGCCACUGCCUACCAAUUACGCAGAUACACCUGCUGGCCCCUCCGAUAGUCGUUUCACUUUAGUCUCCGCCGCAGUCCGGCGCAACGUCAUUUUCGUCGGGCACGACGUUGCCUCCGACAUAGGCUACAUGCGCAAGCUCGGAUGCACCAUCUUCAAGCCAGGCAGCAGCGCCAACGCCGAAGGAUCGACCCCUGUCGACCGGUCUCCCGCCAACGACAAGCCACUCUUCCUCGACAGCCUCGACACGGGCCUCCUCUUCCGCAUUCUCAAGCGCGACAUGCAGCCAAGGGCCCUGGGCAAAGUCCUCCAGGACCUCGACAUCAUGGCCUGGAACCUGCACAACGCGGGCAACGAUGCGCAUUAUACCAUGCAGGCGCUGAUCGGCAUCGCGGUCAAGUCUCGCCUCGAGCAGGAUGAAUUUUACUCCGAGGACGAGGAGGAUUCAGGCGAGUGGGAUUCAGAUGCUGCCGCCGCCGCCAUCGCUGCUGGAGGUCAGGCGGUGCGCGAGUGCGAUAAGCGGGGCUCGUGUGAACAUGGAGGUACCUGGAGAGCGGUGUUCGAGGGGCGCGUCGAGGCCGGUAUGGAGAAGGCUCGAGAUAGGGUCCGUGAGGAGUUUGAGGGUUGGAAUGAGAAGCUGGGGUUUAAGGGCGGGUGGGUCUUUGGCGAAGAGGAUAUCGAUGGCGGCCUUCCUAAGGGGCUAUGUGUGUGAGAAAUGGAAACUGACUUCAAGUGUGGGUUUGUUUGCUGGAGUGUUUUGGUGAGAUUGAGAGCAUGAAAUCCUACACAUUGGUUAAUACUUGGGGUGGUGGGGGCGGAAGUUAGCCAUAAAACAGAUUCCCCUUUGAUAGACACUUGAUAGGUAGAUUGCGC
Molecule: messenger RNA, 2351 nt
Organism: Coccidioides posadasii C735 delta SOWgp
Lineage: Eukaryota; Fungi; Ascomycota; Eurotiomycetes; Onygenales; Onygenaceae
Cellular component (GO): nucleus
Source: RefSeq, a predicted model, not a curated record